AUGGAUAGACAUUACUGCAGUCCACGAUCGUAUCUAUGAUAUGGCUUGAUCGGGUGCUCACCAAUGGCUUUGCCUUUUCACAAGAGAAACCCUACGGCCUGGAAACCUUCAAGGACAAGAAAGCCAUGCUGUCCUUAACCACUGGGUCUCUAGAAUCCAUGUUCAGUCCAACUGGUAUUAAUGGAGACAUGAACGUCACACUGUGGCCACUACAGAAUGGCAUCCUGCACUACUGUGGCUUCCAGGUUCUGGCCCCUCAGAUCUUCUGGGCUCCGGCUCUUGCUGCUGCUGAAGAUCGUCAGAACAUGCUGGAGAGCUGGCGCACACGACUGCAAGGCCUGCUGGAGGAGAAGCCCCUGUCCUUCACUCCCUUGGACUGUUUUGAUGAGAAGACUUUCCAGUUGAAGCCUGAUGUCCAUGAGAAACAUGCCAGUGAAGAGUUUGGUCUGACUGUGUGCAUCCACCUGAACAAACCACUGCCUCCUCACAACCAGAUGAAGGCUGGAUGCUGAGAUGUUGCCAUUUUAUGAUCAAUAAAAGCUGAUUAAUUCUGGAGA
Messenger RNA from Gambusia affinis (western mosquitofish), 557 nucleotides. Its product is annotated as NAD(P)H dehydrogenase [quinone] 1-like. The record is from RefSeq and is a predicted model, not a curated record. The transcript has 3 exons. Gene Ontology annotation, cellular component: cytosol. The coding region runs from base 36 to 512 and encodes 158 amino acids. Lineage: Eukaryota; Metazoa; Chordata; Actinopteri; Cyprinodontiformes; Poeciliidae. Gene Ontology annotation, molecular function: NAD(P)H dehydrogenase (quinone) activity.